Molecule: messenger RNA, 1338 nt
Organism: Colletotrichum spaethianum
Lineage: Eukaryota; Fungi; Ascomycota; Sordariomycetes; Glomerellales; Glomerellaceae
Exons: 1
Coding region: 1-1338 (445 amino acids)
Source: RefSeq, a predicted model, not a curated record
AUGACCCUCUCGCAUUUGGAUCGCGGAGGCGUCCAGGGAGCCGACCGCGCCAUGCACUUUUAUCACAGGGUAGCCGCGCCAGCCCUGACCGGAUCACUAAACAAGAUGUUUUGGACCACAGUCGUCGUGCAGGUCGCGAACCAGGAGCCCGUCGCUGGCCACGCCGUGCUGGCUCUUAGCUCUCUCUACGAAAACUUUUCCAAGGGAGCACAAGAAGCAGCGCCCUUCGCCGCAUGGCAUUAUAACGAGGCCAUCAGGCUACUCCGCACGACAAAGGACCGCGCCCUGGUCCUCUUCGUCUGUGUGCUCUUCGUCUGCAUAGAGCUCUUCCGAAAGAACCCACAAGAUGCCAUCGCCCACUACCGGCACGGGAUCAAUAUCCUCAACGAAAUGCACUCUGAGUCCGACUUCCUUCGAAACCAUGUGGUGCCUACCAUGCGACAGCUGAGCCUUGUACCCUACUGCUAUGGCGUUAACCCCAGGACUUUCCCGACCAUUGAUAGACCUGUUCCAUCAGCUUCCUCGCAAUUCGCGAGCGUCGCAGAAGCACACGCACGACAACUACCUCUACAUACUCGCGUGGCCCGAUUCUUGCGCAUUGGCGAGGAGAGACGCCUUGCGAAAGGAUGCAAGGGACCCGAGCCGGACAGGAAGUGGACGCGGAACUUUAUCCUGCUGGACCUAGACAGCUGGUACGCGGCAUUCGAGACCCUCAAAGACAGCCAUCAACACGAUGAUAAGGAUCAAGCUGUUCUCUACCUCCUGGAGACCCGAUACCUCACAAGCAGAAUUGAGCUUUCGCAGUCUCAGUUGGAAUCAGAGUGCGAUUGUGACGCCUACUUGGAUGACUAUCGUCACGUCGUUGACUUGGCAUCUAAAGUUGCGGCCCUUUCCGCCGAUCCAGGUUCAUCGAGUGUUAAAAAAUUGUACCCGGACGAUUCAGCAAUUGAGCUAGGGUUUAGUCCACUCCUGUUCACCAUCGUGGCCAAGUGUCGGUUUUUGAGUGUGCGGACCGCCGCCUUGAAGUUGAUGGGGCAGCUGGCGCGUCCGAGGGACAACAUCUGGGCGAAGCGUCUUACGUUAGCGAUGGCCCGGCGUAUCAUUGAAAUUGAGCAUCAAAUCUCUUUGGGUGAUAUGGAUUUGGAUGGCCGGAUUAAAGACGGAGAGCUUCCGCCGGAGGAGAGACGGGUUGUGCGUCUGGACUAUUUGAGCGCGGAGAAAAGGAAGCGCGGGCCCUCGACAGUCAUCACAUUUUUCUUCAGAGAUCCGGGUAGCGGCAACCUCAUCCCAAGGGAGGAAUGGGUCACCUUGGAAAAGAAGCCGAGUACUUCGCCAUGA